Messenger RNA from Trichoderma gamsii, 1068 nucleotides. Its product is annotated as mitogen-activated protein kinase. Gene Ontology annotation, biological process: protein phosphorylation; intracellular signal transduction. The transcript is spliced from 4 exons. Gene Ontology annotation, cellular component: nucleus; cytoplasm. Lineage: Eukaryota; Fungi; Ascomycota; Sordariomycetes; Hypocreales; Hypocreaceae. The coding region runs from base 1 to 1068 and encodes 355 amino acids. Gene Ontology annotation, molecular function: ATP binding; MAP kinase activity. The record is from RefSeq and is a predicted model, not a curated record.
AUGUCUCGGUCGAACGCUCCCAAUGCGUCGGCUUCGCGCAAGAUCUCCUUCAAUGUCAGCGAGCAGUAUGAUAUCCAGGACGUAGUCGGUGAAGGAGCCUACGGUGUCGUUUGCUCUGCCAUUCACAAGCCGUCAGGACAAAAGGUUGCCAUCAAGAAGAUUACCCCCUUCGACCACUCCAUGUUCUGCCUGCGAACCCUGCGAGAGAUGAAGUUGCUGCGCUAUUUCAACCACGAAAACAUCAUCUCCAUCCUCGACAUCCAGAAGCCUCGAAGCUAUGAUAGCUUCAACGAGGUCUACCUCAUUCAGGAACUCAUGGAGACGGAUAUGCACAGAGUCAUCCGUACCCAAGAUCUAUCCGACGACCAUUGCCAGUACUUCAUUUACCAGACGCUGCGUGCUCUCAAGGCCAUGCACUCGGCCAAUGUUCUGCACCGAGAUCUCAAGCCCUCCAACCUGCUAUUAAAUGCCAACUGCGAUCUGAAAGUCUGCGAUUUUGGUCUGGCCAGAUCUGCCGCCUCUCAGGAGGACAACUCGGGUUUCAUGACGGAAUAUGUCGCUACGCGAUGGUAUCGUGCACCCGAGAUCAUGUUGACCUUUAAGGAGUAUACCAAGGCCAUUGAUGUUUGGUCCGUUGGCUGCAUCUUGGCUGAGAUGCUGAGCGGCAAGCCUCUGUUCCCUGGCAAAGAUUACCACCACCAGCUGACUCUGAUUCUGGAUGUGCUCGGCACACCCACCAUGGAGGACUACUACGGCAUCAAGUCUCGACGAGCACGAGAGUACAUCCGCUCGCUGCCUUUCAAGAAGAAGGUGCCAUUCCGCACCUUGUUCCCCAAGACGUCUGACCUGGCACUCGACCUCCUGGAGAAGCUGCUUGCAUUCAACCCCGUGAAGCGAAUCACGGUGGAGGAGGCCCUCAAGCACCCAUACCUCGAGCCCUACCACGACCCUGAGGACGAGCCCACUGCGCCUCCGAUCCCGGAGGAAUUUUUCGAUUUCGACAAGCACAAAGAUACCCUGAGCAAGGAGCAGCUGAAGCAGUUGAUUUACCAAGAGAUUAUGCGGUAA